AUGUAUUAUUCUUAUGAAAAAGUUAUUGAUGUUAAUACUACUGAUGAUUCAGUAACACGUGAAGCCAUUGAUGGUAUGACACAAAAUUUUGGACGUGUUCCAUAUCAACUACUAACUGAACCACAUCCACAACGGCAAUCACGUGAACAAGCAACAUUUCAAAUUGACAUGCAAGGACGUUCAUUAAAUAUAUUUCAAGAUUUACGUUAUAUGAAUUUGAUUCCAUUGUCUGUUGUAUUGUCUAAAAGAAAAUUUUCUAUUUGGAAUAAAAUAGGUUGGCUUUCAUAUGAUAAAUCAUCAAAUAAUCUUUUUACAUUUGAACGAGAUGCAACAUUACAAUUUGAAAAAAAUCGACUUACUAUUGCUGCAUCACUUUCAUCUUCAAUCAAUAUCACUUCACAUCUUUUUGCACUUUCUCAUGAUGGUAAAUUUAUUUUCAGUGGUGGUCAUUGGGAUUGGUCUCUAUGUAUUUAUUCUUUGGCUAAAUCAAAAACAAUUAGUUCAAUUAUUUAUCAUACUGAUAUAAUAACAUGUUUAGCAUUAGAUUCAACAGGAUAUAUUCUUGUUACUGGUUCACAAGAUAGAACUUGUGUUAUUUGGUAUUUAUCAUUAAAUGAUAAUCGACACAUUAUAAAUAUUAAUGAUCAAGAUCCAACAUUAAUUAUUACACCAGAAAUGGUACUCUAUGGGCAUACAGUUGAAAUAACAUGUGUUUGUGUUUCAUCUGAACUUGAUCAUGUUGUUUCGGCUUUAUUAUAUGGUACUUGUAGUAUUUAUACCAAUGAGCAUGGAAUUUAUGUACGUACAUUACGAUCAACUGAUGCUAGUAAUAGUCUGAUCGUUAAUUUAAAAUUAUCUAAUGAACGACUUAUUCUUGUACAAACAAAAAAUAAAGAUACAAACGUCAAAAAAUAUCAUAGUCUCAGAAGUCUUACACGAAAUUGUACUUUAAGAUUCUUGAAAGAUCUUAUCGUUAUAUAA
Molecule: messenger RNA, 981 nt
Organism: Rotaria sp. Silwood2
Lineage: Eukaryota; Metazoa; Rotifera; Eurotatoria; Philodinida; Philodinidae
Source: the annotation of a GenBank genome assembly